Molecule: messenger RNA, 1193 nt
Organism: Nicotiana attenuata
Lineage: Eukaryota; Viridiplantae; Streptophyta; Magnoliopsida; Solanales; Solanaceae
Exons: 2
Coding region: 411-1193 (260 amino acids)
Source: RefSeq, a predicted model, not a curated record
UGUUACUCCUAUAAAAAGAGCAAGUCUUCCUUCCACUGCUUCUGAGUUCUGAUUCUUAAUUAAUUUCUUUUCACACUUCGCAAUUAAUUUCCACCCUUUUGGUGCCCUCACACAUGGGACAUGGCCUAUGAUCCACAUAAACACCAAACCAAAUUUAUACUAUAAUAUAUAUUUAACAAUCACACGCCACAAAUUUUAAUCACAUAUUCUAUAAAAGUCCAAUGAUCGUCUUUUUCUAGCUAUCUUAAUCACUUUUCCAACAAUACAAGAAACUAUCAAACAAAUAUUAUCUUUCCCCUUAUAAGUUGUACAUCACUUGGUUUAUUUUUUCUUGAUUUAUUAAUUAGUCUCACUUUGCUUUAUUCAUUUCUCUCUUCCAUACACACCAUCACCAUUUUAUUAACAAAGUAAUGGAUAUAUUCCGCAAAGCCAAGGCUGUAAGAUUCAAGAGUCAUCUGGACAAGUACCUAGUUGCAGAUGAUGAUCAAGAAAACACUCGUCAGAGCCGCAACGGCUCGUCGAAAAAAUCACGGUGGCUGGUGGAACUUGUCGAAGGAAGCAACCACCUUAUCAAACUCAAGAGUUGUCAUGGCAAGUACCUCUUGGCUUCUGAUAUUGCAUUUCUUCUUGGCAUGACGGGAAACAAGGUUACUCAGACUUCACCUGAAAAUACGAACGACUUGAGAAUUGAAUGGGAACCAAUAAGGGAUGGAUUUCAAGUGAAGUUAAAGGCUUUUGGUGGAAGAUAUUUACGUGCAAAUGGAGGGACACCACCUUGGAGAAAUUCUGUCACACAUGAUAGUCCUCACACUGCGUCUACACAUAAUUGGAUUUUAUGGAACGUGGAAACUGUUGAUAUACCGGAAAAUGAAAUGUUGACGGAUUAUUUAUCGAUGGUUUCGAGCUUUUCGUCGGUUUCCGAUGAACUUUCCGGCUUGGAUAUGGGAUCUCCGGUCAUGAGUACACGUUCAAGCUUCUCUUCCUCGCCAAAGAUAGCAAAGGUAUGUGGAGGAAAAGAAAUAAUAGGAGAAGAAUCAGAUGUAGGAGAAGGAGAAGGAGAAGGAGGUGAAGGAAUAUGGGAAUCUGGAGAUGUGGAAAUAGCAGGAGUAGGGGAAGAUGAAGAAGAGGAGGAAAAGUCUACAAAUUCAGACAUGGAAGAGGAGGAAAAAGUAGAAGGUGGAUCAGACUUAUAG